Messenger RNA from Menidia menidia (Atlantic silverside), 4203 nucleotides. The record is from the annotation of a GenBank genome assembly. Lineage: Eukaryota; Metazoa; Chordata; Actinopteri; Atheriniformes; Atherinopsidae.
AUGCUCGUGCCGUGCGCGCGCGGACGGUUCACCUGUGGCGUUACCCGCGGAGAGACGCACCUCAGCCCUGACCUGAUGAUGAUGCCUAAAUUGCGACAAAGGAGGAAAAUGGAUUCAGCAUUUUUUGUGUUUUACUUUGGUGCCAUUUUUCUGACUUUUCACAUCGUGCACUGCCAGGCGGUUUGCAACAGACAAGCUUCCAUUGAUUGGCACCCUAACAAACGCGCGGUCCAAAUAAACUGGACUCUUGUAGGAAACAUCUGCCAGAGUGCAUCUGAGUGCUGGGGUUCUCGGGGGGGGCACCCAUUGAGUGAGCAGCUUUUAAACUUCCCACAGAUAUGCCCGCUUCAGCUGCAACAUGGAGACAAGCUUGUGAUGUCAGCUGAUGAAACACUCAAAUCAUACGGCAUCAGACUUCUUAACGUGUCAAAAGACAACUUCGAAAGUUGCUCCACAAACGGACAGUCGGAAGAUCAGUUUCUAUUCCCUCGUAAUAUAAAUGAAAAUGAGCCUGUCGAGGCCAAGUGGAUCGUCCCGGGUCAUCAUUAUUUCAUUGCCCUACAUGAUGGUGACAUGCAGCUGUGCAGGCUGGGCCUAAGGCUCAACGUGUCGGUCAAACCCCAACUGUGCCAGGCCUCUCCUCUGCUCCGACUCUGUUCAGGGAAUGGAGUUUGCCAGACAAGUCUCUGGGAAAGUGCUUACCACUGCGGAUGCUCUCACCGUUACUCCGGGAGGUUUUGUGAAAGGUUUGAUGUGUGUUUGGAAAACCCCUGUGAAAACAAGGGAGUCUGCUUGAGUGACGGAUCCACAGAUCCAAACAGCAGAGCAUAUAGAUGUCUCUGCCCUCCACAUUUUACAGGGGUUAACUGCUCUGAAGUUGUCGGGAAAGCAAACUGUGACAGAAUUUGUGGAAAUGGGACAUGCGUUCAAAUGUCAUCUGCCUCCUUCAAAUGCAUCUGCGACCCUGGAUUCUCAGGCCCUCCCUGUGAGAAGAGGAAAGCCCCCUGUGACCCAAAUCCAUGCCGAAAUGGUGGCGUGUGUGCAGAGAACCCCGAAGGAUUUGUUUGUCAUUGUCCACAAGGAUUCGAGGGCCUCUACUGCGGCUCUCCUGUUAACUUUGACUGCAUGUCAUACUCAUGUCAAGAGGAACAAAUUUGCACUGCAGGGGAGCAUGCCUCUGAAUGUGUUUGUGCAGAUGGUUCCGUGGUCCCAGAAUGCAGAAGGCAGCACAGCAUGUGCAACCCAUCACCCUGUCUGAACAAUGCCACCUGUGUGUCCAAAGGAAAAGAUUACUUCUGCCGAUGUCUGAGUGGCUUUUCUGGGAAGAACUGUGAAGAAAUAAUUGACUACUGCAGGCUGCUCAAUAUCAACUGCCUAAAUGAGGGAUUGUGCUUGAGUGUAAUUGGCGGAUAUCAGUGCAUUUGUGCUCCAGGGUGGAUUGGAGAGUUUUGCCAAUAUGUGGGUGAUGCCUGCAUGAUGCAACCAGGCCGCUGUUUGAAUGGCGCCACAUGCAUCACGACAAGUCAACCAUCAUCUCCCCCUCAGCACAUCUGUAAAUGUCCUCUUGGUUUCACAGGAGCAACGUGUGAGACUGAGAUCAACGAGUGUAACUCCAGCCCCUGUCAGCACAAUGGCACAUGCUCUGACUUGCUUGGAGACUAUAAGUGCCAGUGCCCUGCAGGUUUUCAGGGGAAGAACUGUGAACUUGACAUAGAUGCCUGUGCCCUGCCUGACAGCAUAUGUCCACCGUCUACUCAGUGUUUGGAUCUCCCGGAGGAGCUGGAAUAUGCCUGUCGUGUACCCUGUCCUCAAAGCCUUCAAUCGCUUUGUGCCAAUGGGGGGAGUUGUGUGCUGCAUGAUUCCAGUAGCUACAUCUGCAUCUGUACCCGCGGCUGGUCUGGUCAGAACUGUCUUACAAAUAUCAACAAUUGUAUGCGACACUGGUGUCAAAAUGGAGCCACUUGUGUGGAUAAGAUUGAUGGCUACAGCUGCCUUUGUCCCAGCGGAUACACGGGGGUCUACUGCGAGGAGGACAUUGAUUACUGUGUCGGCCAUGGCUGCUCUGAACAUGGCAUUUGCCUGGACCAGCAGCAUAACUUCACCUGCCGCUGCAUGCUUGGAUUUGAGGGACCACUUUGUGAAGUGGAAGCAAAUGAGUGCACCAGCUUCCCCUGCUCGAGUGGUGCCACCUGUGUGGACCUAAUCAGUGAUUAUCGGUGCCACUGUCCCCCGGGGUUUGAGGGAAAGACCUGCUCUCAGAAUGUAAAUGACUGUUGGUCGCAGCCAUGUCUAAAUGGAGGCUCGUGUAUAGAUCUGAUAAAUGACUACAUUUGUCACUGUCCUCUCGGGUUUGAGGGGUUACUUUGUGAAGUCGAUCUCAAUGAGUGCGAGUCAAAACCAUGCCUGAAUGGUGGCAUUUGUGUGGAUGGCAUUGACCUCUAUCAGUGCUUGUGCUCAGAGGGCUUUCGGGGUUUCAACUGUGAAAUCAACUAUGAUGAAUGUGUUCAUGGACACUGUGCCAAUAAUUCCACAUGUAUUGACCUGGUUGCAGACUAUGAGUGCAUCUGUCCUUUGGGUUUUGCUGGGAAAAACUGCUCCAUCCCUGAUUCUCUUUGUACAUCAGAGGUAAAGUUUUGCAAGAAUGGCGGAACCUGUUCCCAGAAAUUAUCAGGAGAAAUCGAGUGUUUGUGCCCCACAGGAUACUAUGGCAAAGACUGCUCCUCAUCUGUGAGUCGGUGUCUGUCAAGUCCAUGCAACCCUGAAGGGACUACCCACUGUGAAGAGCUGGAAAGUACUUAUACAUGUGUGUGUAGUCACGGGCACACCGGUAUACACUGUGAAACAGCCAUAAGCCACUGUGUGGACGGCCUUUGCCAACACGGCUCAUCAUGUGUGGAUCUAUCGAGAGGAUUCAGAUGUGAUUGUUUACCAGGUUUAACAGGCCAGUUUUGUGAGAUAAACAUUCACAAUUGUGAGAAGGAGCCAUGUGGCGUCCUAAGCAUUUGUAAAGAUUCUCUGAAUGGCUACGACUGCUUUUGUGCGCCAGGAUUCAUAGGAAAUAGGUGCGAGAUUGAAGUGAAUGAAUGUCUCAGCCACCCUUGUCAAAAUGGAGGCUCCUGCAUAGAUGAGCUCAACUCAUUCAUCUGUCAGUGUCCUCUGGGGAUCACAGGCACCUUCUGUGAAGUCAAUUCGGAUGAAUGUGUCUCUUCUCCCUGCCAACACAAUGCCACAUGUGUUGAUCUCAUUCAUGGCUAUGAAUGUGUGUGCAAGCCUGGCUUUACAGGUGGAAAAUGUGAGCUUGACAUUGAUGAGUGCACUUCAUCUCCCUGUAAGAAUGGAGCCGCUUGCAUUGACCUGCCCGGUAAUUACUUCUGCCAGUGUUUGGCUCCAUUUAAAGGUCAUAAUUGUGAAUUCUUACCCUGCGAGGCCAGUAAUCCCUGCGAGAAUGGUGCGGUGUGUGUGGAAGAGUUGGAUCAGGACCAUUUCCCCUUGGGUUUCCGCUGUCACUGUCGCCGUGGCUUCACAGGCCCCCGCUGUGAAAUCAAUGUGGAUGAGUGCAGCUCCAGCCCCUGUUUUCAUGGCUUCUGCUAUGAUGUUGUAGAUGGCUUUUACUGCCUUUGUAAUCCUGGUUAUGUUGGGCCGAGAUGUGAGCAAGACAUUGAUGACUGCGUCAACAGUUUGUGCAGCUCCCACUCAGUUUGCAAAGAUCUCCAUCAGAGUUAUGAGUGUGUGUGUCAUUCGGGCUGGGAGGGGGACUACUGCCAACAAGAAAUUGAUGAAUGUUUAUCACAGCCCUGCAAAAACAACGCCACCUGCACAGACCUUCUCAACAGCUACAAGUGCUUCUGCUCAGCGGGGUGGACAGGUGUGGACUGUUCAGAGGACGUGGAUGAGUGUGAUUCUGGGCCUUGUCUAAAUGGAGCUCAGUGUCAGGAGUCAGAUAUACCUGGGGAGUUCUCCUGCACCUGUCCCUCCUUCUUCACUGGCCCCUUGUGCGACCAGCCUUAUGACCCAUGUGACCCCUUCCACAAUCCCUGCCUACACAACUCCACCUGCCUGACACGCUCCAAUGGAACAGCCUCCUGCAGAUGCCCAGCUGUUGCAAAAGAAACAGAGGGGAAACAGGCUGCAACAGGCUCUCUCCUCUGUUAUACGUGCCGCACCACCAUGCACAAUAUUCCUGGACAUGCAGUGGCGUAUUAA